UGCUCGGUUUUGCGGUCUGUUUUGAGGCAGGAAAAAAUUGGCAAAGAUCACUAGCACAGCCUGCUAACAUAUACUUGUGAUAGCAGGUUGCCAUUUAGUCACUUAGUGAGUUUAGUAGUAAGGAGAAGGACAUUUCUACCUUAGUGACCAACAUCUGGGUAUGUAGUCGGUCAGUGAACGUGUAUGAAUGUGGCUUUUGGUGCAGGCUGGGACGGCAGCUACAGGGAUUAGCUGUACGGGGAGCUCCUGCUAGCAGUGCAAUGCUGACAUACCUUCAGACGGCUUGCUAAUUAUCUCUUAAACGGGGGUUUUGGUGUGACUUAAAUCGGAAAAAUCGUCACCAUUCAUACGCGGACUGUGUUCCAAAGCCGAGACCGGUUUAAAUAGUCCGAUAGUGACGCGCUUGAGUUAGCUGGCUAGCCUGCAAGUACAAGGUUAGCUGCUUAAAACGAACCACCUGGACCCGAGAACCAUCGAGAGAGGGCUAUGUCUUCAGCAGCCACCACAGCCCCGUCAGUGGACAAGGUGGACGGCUUCUCCAGGAAGUCUGUCAGGAAAGCCAGGCAAAGGCGAGCACAGAGCUCGUCCCAGUUCAGAUCUCAGGACAAGCCCAUAGAGCUGGUGCAGCUACCUCUGCUGAAAGAUGUUUCUGCACAGGAGCAACCAGAGCUAUUCCUCAAGAAACUGCAGCAGUGCUGUUUUCUGUUUGACUUCAUGGACACACUGUCUGACCUCAAAAUGAAAGAGUAUAAACGGUCCACCCUUAACGAGCUGGUGGACUACGUCACCCUCAGCCGGGGGUACCUGACUGAGCAGACCUACCCCGAGGUGGUCAAAAUGGUGUCCUGCAAUAUUUUUCGGACUCUUCCGCCUAGUGAUAGUAAUGAGUUUGACCCAGAGGAGGACGAGCCCACGCUGGAGGCCUCAUGGCCACACUUACAGCUCGUGUAUGAGUUCUUCAUUCGCUUCUUGGAAAGUCAGGAAUUUCAGCCCAGCGUUGCCAAAAAAUACAUUGACCAGAAAUUUGUAUUACAGCUCUUGGAGCUGUUUGAUAGCGAGGACCCACGGGAGAGGGACUGCCUGAAGACAGUUCUGCACAGAAUCUAUGGCAAGUUCCUUGGCCUCAGGGCCUUCAUCCGCAAACAGAUAAACAACAUUUUUCUUUGUUUUGUAUAUGAGACGGAGCACUUCAAUGGCGUAGCUGAACUGCUGGAGAUUUUGGGAAGCAGCAUCAUCAAUGGCUUUGCGCUUCCUCUCAAAGCUGAGCACAAACAGUUCCUGGUGAAAGUGCUGCUGCCUCUGCACACAGUGAGGAGCUUGUCUCUCUUCCAUGCCCAGCUGGCCUAUUGUAUUGUACAGUUCCUAGAGAAAGAUCCCACGUUAACAGAACCUGUGAUCAGAGGCUUGUUGAAGUUUUGGCCAAAAACAUGCAGUCAAAAAGAGGUUAUGUUUCUUGGAGAGUUGGAGGAGAUUCUAGAUGUGAUUGAGCCCACUCAGUUUGUUAAGAUCCAAGAACUACUCUUUAAACAGAUUGCUAGAUGUGUAUCCAGCCCCCAUUUUCAGGUGGCAGAACGAGCUUUGUACUACUGGAACAAUGAGUAUAUCAUGAGUCUGAUUGAGGAGAACUCUAGUGUAAUCCUGCCUAUCAUGUUUGCCAGUCUCUACAGGAUCUCCAAAGAGCACUGGAACCCGGCGAUAUCAGCUUUGAUCUACAAUGUGCUCAAAGCAUUCAUGGAGAUGAACAGCGCCUUGUUUGACGAACUUGCCGCCAGCUACAAAUCAGACAGGCAAAGGGAAAGGAAGAAAGACAAGGAGCGAGAGGACCUAUGGAGGAAGCUGGAGGAUCUGGAGCUCAGACGGGGCGUCCAGAACAGCGACGGUGUCAUUCCCACCUAACACGGACCUCAUCUCUGCCCUUCUGUGUGGCCACAACCAAUCCCUUUCUACUCUGCCACAGGGACCCCGUCCCCCUAUUUGCUUCUCAUGCUGCGUACUUUACCGCACACUCCCUCAUUCAUUUCCUCCCUUUCAACAGCACUGUAAAUAAUCCUCUCCCUCUGUCCUGUAUCAUACUACUACACUGAAAGGAAGAAGAAAAAAAAACUGAAAAUUUGAAGAGACUUAAUAUGCACUCCUCGGUGUAAAAAAAUGGUAAAAUGAUAAUCAACUGUGGUCAAAGGAUAUAUUUAAAAAAAAAAAAAAAAAACCUUUCAGUUCAGAAAUUGUUCAGCGUCAAUAUGUUGUUCUUAAGGAAGUGCCCUGAGACUUAGGGAACUGUGCUCACCCUGCGAUUAAAGAUGUCUUGUGCGAGGAUCCCGUCAUCACCACAUAUCUUUUUUUUUCGUCCUUUAUGAAGAGAGACUUUUCCAUCUUGACAUAAUUUGACUCCCCUGACUCAGGGGACACAAACCAGAAACCCAUGACGUGAAUAUAAGGAAAACAGUGGAGAAAAAAAAAAACAUUAAACAUCCUCUCUGUGGUGUGCAUUUUUUUUCUUUUACAGGAUGAUCGGCCCGGUACUUUACUGUAAAAUAUGGACAUGUCCAUAACUUAAUGUGCGAGAUGGGCCGCAGUCAGCUACGGUUGUAUACUUCGCUCAAUAAAGAGGACAAACCUCUCUGAGGACCUUUAUUUUUUUAACUUGUGAACCAGGUUAUGAUCUGGUCAUAGUUUCAUGCUGUCUGCAGUGGAGACUCUUGGGAAUUUCAGUGUGGAAAUUCAGUAGUUACCAAGAGUACAUCAAGCUCAGUUUCUCCGACACUAGCAAGGACUCGUGGAAUUUCAGUGGCACACAGUGUUCAGAGCUCAUCCAGUGUUUUUAAAACCGUUAAGUGACAUUUUUCGUAAAGAACAUUCUAGACUGCUUCUCACGGGCCAACCAGAUUUCCACUGCUCUGCUCGAUUCGUUUUGAUUUCAGGGUGGAUGGAUGUCAGCUACAUGACUGAGCUGAGCAAGACAAGGUUUUUCUUUCUUUUCAUGGAGUGGUUGAAAUGAAAUCCUGCUUAUGUUGGGGUUUUAGGGCCUAUGUAGGUAAACGCUGAUCCGGUAGGUCAUAAUCUGUCUUCUGAAAUACCAGCCGCCAGGGCAGGCUAGGACUAAAAAGCACUUCGAGUUAUAGUUCAUUAGUUGUUCUCGUGGGACUUCAGCCCCUUUUCUUCUCUUCUUUUAUUUGAAUUCCCAACUAUCGUGGUUGUGGAUUUUACAUGUGAGGAGGAUGUAUUUUAUUAUUAUUAUUAUUAUUAUUAUUUUGGCUUAAUCACGUGUCUCUCUUUCUCUUUUCCUUGUUUUAACUCUCCCAAAGCUCGUUGUGUGUUUUAUGAUGGCCCAAGUUUGAUAUGUAAAAAACAAAACAAAAAAUUCAAAAGGAAGGGUUUGAUGAAUAGAAUAAAUCUAAUUAUUUUAAAAAAGAAAGAGAUAUUAAAUAAACCUGUUUUUUUUGUGAUAAACUGCUUGCUUGCUAUCUUUUUCUCUUUUUUAAAAUUGUUUUUGUAAGUUUCAGAGUAAUAGUUUUUGACUUCGAAGUGUUACAUUUGACAAGAAAUGGAAAAUUUAAGGGUCAAAAAGACGCAUGUAUCAGUUUGAUCUGAUUAACCCAUGAGGCUUAGUGUCUUUACAUCUAUUAUUAUUAGAGUAUACAAAAAUGUUUUUAUCUGAGAAAAUAGGAAGGCUUAAGUAAAAUUAGUAAGAGCAUUAAUGUGCAGUUUAAAUCCAGUAGGUGGCAGAAGGCUCACUCAGACCGCUCAGAUAAAACAGGAAUGAAUAUAUGACAGCAAUGAGAAGGACAUUUGUUUUUUUAACUAAUGAUACAAAAUAAGAUUUCACUCUGUGAAAAUGAAUUUGUCAUCUAUUUACAAAUAAUAUGGUGAAUAAAUAAGGAUAUGGUA
Cyprinus carpio (common carp) is the source of this 3885-nucleotide messenger RNA. RefSeq names its product serine/threonine-protein phosphatase 2A 56 kDa regulatory subunit epsilon isoform-like. Gene Ontology annotation, cellular component: nucleus; protein phosphatase type 2A complex; cytosol. The record is from RefSeq and is a predicted model, not a curated record. Lineage: Eukaryota; Metazoa; Chordata; Actinopteri; Cypriniformes; Cyprinidae. Bases 487 to 1896 code for a protein of 469 amino acids. The transcript is spliced from 14 exons. Gene Ontology annotation, molecular function: protein phosphatase activator activity. Gene Ontology annotation, biological process: signal transduction; protein dephosphorylation.